Molecule: messenger RNA, 2781 nt
Organism: Aspergillus fumigatus Af293
Lineage: Eukaryota; Fungi; Ascomycota; Eurotiomycetes; Eurotiales; Aspergillaceae
Source: RefSeq, a predicted model, not a curated record
AUGCAUGUGAAAGCCGAGACAGUCUUAGCACUGCUUACACCCGCUCCACCUUCGGUUGUCGGCCAGCAUGUUGUGGACUUGAGUGGAGAUGGCUGGACUCUCAGCAGCACAGCCUUAAAUAGGACCGUGCCAGGCCAUCUUCCUUCUCAAGUGCACCUGGACCUGUUUGAGGCAGGUGUUAUUGAUAUCAUGGCCUCAAUGAUUUUAACCUUCGUUGGAUUGCGGAUGCCAAUUGGACGUAUACCAGCAACCCGAUUAAAGGCCUAUUUCGAGUCCACAUGGCUUGUCUUUGAUGGACUGGACACUUUCGCAACAAUCACCUUCUGUGACCAGCAUGUUGGUUCUACUGAUAACCAAUUCCGUCAACACCAUUUCGACGUAUCUCAGAUCCUGAAAGAAUGUAAACAAGAUCCGGUGCUGAGGAUCAAUUUCGGGAGCGCCCCAAAUAUUGCAAAUACGAUUGCAAAGAGCCCCGAUGCGGAAGAAUGGCCUCCCGGUGUACAAAUCACCAACGAGUACCCAAACCGUUGGUAUAUUCGCAAAGAGCAAUCAGACUUCGGAUGGGACUGGGGCCCUGCCUUUGCGCCAGUUGGACCAUGGAAGCCCUCAUACAUUGUUCAAAACGGCCAUGCUGAACUCUACGUUCUCAACACUGACAUAGACAUCUACCGACAAGGCCAGAUCAAUUAUCUGCCUCCUGACCAGAGCCAACCUUGGAUUGUCAAUGCGAGUAUCGACUUCUUAGGUCCUGUGCCAUGUAAACCUUCUAUGUCGAUCGAGAUCAAAGACGCUGCGACGGGAUCAGUCCUCUCUUCAGGACUCCUCCAAAACGUUACGGUCUCAGGAAAAUCGAUUACAGGGACCACGACCAUUGAUGGCGAUGCUCCAAAGCUAUGGUGGCCCAGUGGCAUGGGCAAACAGAACUUGUACAACGUGACCAUCACUGUGCAGAAUGAUAUGAAAAAGAGCCUGGCCAAGGUCACCAAAAGAACUGGAUUCCGUACCAUCUUCCUUAACCAAAGGAAUAUCACUGAUGACCAGCUGGCCCAGGGAAUUGCACCUGGCGCCAAUUGGCACUUUGAGAUCAAUGGAUACGAGUUCUAUACCAAAGGGUCGAACAUUAUACCUCCGGACGCCUUCUGGCCGCGGGUGACGCAAGCUAGAAUGGCACGAUUGUUUGACGCAGUAACGGCGGGAAACCAGAACAUGCUUCGCGUUUGGGCCUCUGGUGCAUAUCUCCAUGACUUUAUUUAUGACCUCGCCGAUGAAAAGGGUAUCUUACUCUGGAGCGAGUUUCAGUUCAGCGACGCACUUUACCCCGUUAAUGAUGCAUUUUUGGAAAAUGUCGCAGCCGAGGUGGUCUACAAUGUCCGUCGAGUAAACCACCACCCAUCCCUAGCUCUGUGGGCCGGCGGUAAUGAGAUCGAGAGCUUGAUGCUUCCAAUGGCCAGGAGAGCGGAUCCCACGGGAUAUUCCAAGUACAUUGGGGAGUACGAAAAGUUAUACAUCAGCCUGAUCUUGCCCCUCGUGUACGAGAACACACGGUCGAUCACAUACAGCCCCAGCAGCACAACUGAAGGGUACUUGUAUGUCAAUCUCUCUGCGCCUGUGCCGAUGGCAGAAAGGUACUCGAAUACUACCCCGGGCUCAUACUAUGGCGACACGGACUAUUACAACUACGACACGAGCGUCUCCUUCGACUAUAAUCACUAUCCCGUCGGCCGGUUUGCGAAUGAAUUCGGUUUCCACAGUAUGCCUAGUUUGCAGACCUGGCAGCAAGCUGUUGACCCCGAAGACCUUCAAUUCAACAGCAGCGUGGUGGUGCUCCGCAAUCAUCACUACACUGCAGGAGGCUUGUUCACUGACAACUUCAAGAAUUCGUCCAAAGGAAUGGGUGAAAUGACGAUGGGCGUGGAAGCAUACUAUCCAAUACCCAGCAAAUCCGACUCUGUUGCCAACUUCAGCGCCUGGUGCCACGCAACGCAACUCUUCCAAGCCGAUCUGUACAAGUCCCAGAUUCAGUUCUACCGCCGAGGCAGCGGAAUGCCAGAGCGUCAGCUAGGGUCGCUGUACUGGCAGUUAGAGGACAUCUGGCAAGCCCCGACUUGGGCGGGAAUCGAGUACGAUGGCCGGUGGAAGGUUCUUCACUAUGUGGCCAGAGACAUCUACCAACCUAUAAUUGUGUCGCCCUUUUGGAACUACACUACCGGUCGCUUGGAAGUGUAUGUGACAUCCGACUUGUGGGAGCCCGCGCAGGGCACGGUGAACCUGACCUGGGUUGAUCUCUCAGGCAAGUCUAUUGCUAACAAUGCCGGCACCCCCGAAACUGUCAGCUUCACUGUUGGUGCCCUCAACACGACCAACAUUUACACUACCAAUAUCUCUGAGCUUUCGCUGCCUGAUUUGAAAGACUCCAUUCUCAUCCUUUCUCUUUCUGGGGAGGGACGUCUUCCGAACGCCAGUAGUAAAAAGGCAUUUGUCCACCAGAACCAUUUCACGCCGGUCUUUCCCAAAGACCUCUCCUUGAAGGAUCCAAAGCUCGAAGUCUCGUACAGCCCGGAAAGUAGGAAAUUUACGGUCCAGGCUACCGGAGGGGUUUCCCUUUACACUUGGCUCGACUACCCGGCAGGUGCAGUAGGAUACUUUGAGGCGAAUGCGUUUGUACUGCUUCCGGGGGUUCCAAAGGAGGUUUCCUUUGUAGCCCAGGAAGGGAAUGUCACAGAUGACUGGCUGCAGAGGGUGACAGUGCAGAGUCUCUGGGAUCAGAAGGUGAGGGACUAG